Messenger RNA from Boleophthalmus pectinirostris (great blue-spotted mudskipper), 981 nucleotides. RefSeq names its product STE20-related kinase adapter protein beta-like. Gene Ontology annotation, biological process: protein phosphorylation. The transcript is spliced from 7 exons. The coding region runs from base 6 to 947 and encodes 313 amino acids. NCBI's taxonomy places the organism in Eukaryota, Metazoa, Chordata, Actinopteri, Gobiiformes, Gobiidae. Gene Ontology annotation, molecular function: protein kinase activity; protein serine/threonine kinase activator activity; ATP binding. The record is from RefSeq and is a predicted model, not a curated record.
UCUCCAUGGAGAUAGAAAGACAAUACCAUACUGUGGAACAUUCCAGACCAACAUCUCCGUGGAGAAAAGCAUCUGACGGACCCUCCACCAGAAAAGUUACACAAUGCACCUCUAAAGAAAUAAUUUUUCAGAGCUCGGACGGAUCUGAAUUCACCCUCCAAGGGCCGGCAGGGGGCGAUGACGUCACGGGGCUGUCGGCGGAACCGGCCCACUACCAAAUACUGGCUGAGCUUGGGAGGGGCUUUAAUAACCUGAGCCUGGUGCACAUGGGCAGACACAUCCCCACGGGGCAGUUAGUGGCUUUAAAACAAACCAACCUGGACGAGUGCACAGAAGAGGAGCUGCUACAACUUAUGAAUGAAGUUUUGCUGUCUCGACUUUUUCGCCAUCCAAACCUUCUCACGUCUCGCCUCGUCUUCAGCUCCUCGUGUCAGCUCUGGGUCCUCUCCCCGCUCAUGUCCUACGGCUCUGCAGACUCUUUGCUGAGAACCUAUUUCCCUGAUGGUAUGAGCGAGUCUUUAAUCGCAUAUCUGCUGUUUGGAGUGCUCAAGGCUCUGGAAUACCUCCACAAAAUGGGCUACGUUCACCGGGGGGUUAAAGCCAGUCACAUCCUGCUGUCUGGAGAGGGCCGUGUGUACCUCUCCGGUCUGCACAGUGCCUACAGUAUGAUGAGGGAGGGCAAAAGGCAGAGGGUGGUCUACGAUAUGCCCCACCACAGCCCCGCACUACUGCCCUGGCUCAGUCCGGAGCUACUCAGACAGGACUUGCACGGUUAUGGAGUGAAGUCAGACAUCUACAGUUUGGGGAUUGUUGCCUGUGAACUGGUCAGUGGAAGGGUGCCUUUUCAAGACAUGCCGCCAACUCAGGUAUUUCAUGAACAAUACUUUAAUUUUCUAAAACAUAACUCAGCAUGUUUCAUCUGUACUAUAGGCCUACUGCAUCUUUGACAAAAUGAGGCAUAAACAACCAAAAAGAGCAGUU